Pelobates fuscus (common spadefoot toad) is the source of this 670-nucleotide messenger RNA. Its product is annotated as protein S100-B-like. NCBI's taxonomy places the organism in Eukaryota, Metazoa, Chordata, Amphibia, Anura, Pelobatidae. Gene Ontology annotation, molecular function: calcium ion binding; calcium-dependent protein binding; transition metal ion binding. The record is from RefSeq and is a predicted model, not a curated record. The transcript is spliced from 4 exons. Bases 76 to 462 code for a protein of 128 amino acids.
AUUUGGAGAGAGACUGAGGAACAUUUGAAAUGGAUAGCACAUCAAAAUCAGACGGUUCUUGCACUGCGCAUUUGGAUGACGGAAAAAAACUUCCAGGGGAACCUACCCAAUAAAAUGUGGUGCACAUGCCUACGGAAUAGAGAAAAGGAGAGUGGAAGAGGUGAAAAUGAAAACCGGAGAUUAAGACCGGAGCUGACAGAGUUAGAAUGCUGCAUGGUGAAAAUUAUCAAGAUAUUUCAUUCAUAUUCUGGUGUACACUGCAAACUAAGGAAAAAAGAUCUAAAAGAACUGAUAAACUCACAGAUGUCUACAUUUGUCAAGCAAAUCCAAGACACCAAGACACUGGACUUCAUCUUUUCAGAUCUGGAUGCUAACCAUGACUGUGAGAUAGACUUCAGUGAAUUUUCUGCAUUAAUCGCUAUGGUCACCUCGGCUUGUCAUACCUCAUUCCAUGAAGGGUAGUGGGCCUAUAGGAUCAGAAAAUUUGGUUUUAUAGAGAAGAUACUCUAUACACAGCAUGAAAUGGCAUGGAAUACCGAUUUAUCACAAACAAAUGGCCUGAGUACUGCUUGCGAUACAUAUAUGUUGAUAUGGCUUGGCAAAUUGGAGACCUUCAUACCAUUGCCAAUCAGUGGCACUCUGGAUGUACUACGAGGCAGACAGUAAUUUG